AAAUAGUAAUGCGAGUUGGCAGGUGGAGCAGGGAAGAUACUGAAGUCUACAUUGGCAUUGCAGUUGCAGCUGGAAAAAGACGCGCUUACCCCUUCCCUCACAACAGUUUUGGUUUAACUCAUUCAAUGCACUUAGUCACAUAUAAGGUUUGGAUUGUGGUUUUUGGAUAAUUCAAGAUGGCAGCAGAGAAUGAACAAGAAACAAGGUCAUUGGCCUUGACUCCUACAUGGUCUGUUGCAACUGUGUUGGCCAUCUUUGUUGCUGUCUCUUUGCUUGUCGAGCGCUCCAUUAACCGUUUAAGCAUUUGGCUUCGAAAAACUAAUAGAAAACCUUUGCUCGAAGCUUUGGAGAAGAUGAAAGAAGAGUUGAUGUUGCUCGGAUUUAUAUCUCUCCUACUUACUGCUACCUCUGGCAUGAUAGCAAAUAUUUGCAUUCCGUCAAAGUUCUACAAUAGUGCUUUUGAUCCCUGCUCUCAAUCUGAGAUUGAUAAAGAAAUUGAAGAGAAUGGCUCCGAAGGACGUAAACUAUUGAUGGCUGCUUCUUACCCACGCAUAAUUAGAAGGGUGUUGAAUGGAAUAAAUAGAAACUCCUGCAAAGUGGGUUAUGAACCGUUUGUUUCGUAUGAAGGCCUAGAGCAGUUGCAUCGGUUCAUUUUUGUCAUGGCGAUCACACACGUAUCUUACAGUUGCCUAACAAUGUUGUUAGCCAUUGUGAAGAUUCACAGUUGGAGAGUGUGGGAGGAGGAGGCUCACAUGGAUCGACGCAAUUAUUUAGCUGAAAUUACUAGGCAGAUGACUAUGCGAAGGCAAUCAACCUUUGUCAAGUCUCAUACAUCAAAUCCAUUAGUCAUUUGGAUGACAUGCUUUUUUCGACAAUUUGGGCGUUCUGUGGUUCGCGCUGACUACCUUACACUUCGAAAAGGCUUCAUCAUGAAUCACAACCUUUCAUCAAAAUAUGACUUCCACAGCUACAUGGUUCGAUCUAUGGAGGAGGAAUUCCAAAGGAUAGUUGGUGUGAGUGGCCUACUCUGGGGAUUUGUUGUUUGUUUCAUGCUUUUCAACAUUAAAGGAUCUAAUCUAUAUUUCUGGAUAGCUAUCAUUCCUAUAUCUCUUGUUCUUUUGGUGGGAACAAAACUACAACAAGUUAUUGCAACCUUAGCAUUGGAGAAUGCUGGAAUUACCGGUUUCACCUCAGGAGCUAAGUUGAGGCCUCGCGAUGAACUUUUUUGGUUUAAAAAGCCUGAGCUAUUACUUUCCUUAAUCCAUUUCAUUCUCUUCCAGAAUGCAUUUGAAUUGGCUUCAUUCUUUUGGUUUUGGUGGCAGUUUGGAUAUAAUUCCUGCUUUAUUAGAAACCACCGCCUUGUUUAUUUAAGGCUAAUCUUGGGGUUUGCCGGACAGUUUCUUUGCAGUUACAGCACCUUGCCACUCUAUGCUCUCGUCACCCAGAUGGGAACAAACUAUAAGGCAGCAUUAAUCCCACAGAGGAUAAGGGAAACCAUUCAUGGAUGGGGCAAAUUAGCUAGGAGGAAAAGAAGACAUGGCAUGUUCAUUGAUGACUCCACCAUUCAUACAGAUACAAGCACUGUAUUGUCUAUUGAAGAAGAGGAUCAAAUAAUAGAUGAUUCCUUUAAAGACCUUGUCACUGGUACUGGAGUAGAAUUACAACCAGUAAAAACUGUUACAUCUAUCUCUUCACCUAUUGCUAAUGAAACUUCAAGUAGGGCUGUUACGCCACUCCUCCGACCCUCCGCUUCACUAUCUUCAUCAGUACCGUUCAGUUCUAGACACGAACCAGUUAUAAGAUCCUCCUCUAUGCCAAGUGGAAGAUAAUUAUGAGGAACAAUGGACGCAAUCAUGAUGCAAUGAAGAGAAAUGGAAUAAGUCAUAGGGUAUAUACAUUAAUAAAUAUGGCUUUUGUGUAAUUACUAGAUGCUCUAUCUAUAUAAGGUGACUUGUUUUUGUUUCCAUAAAAAGCCAUGUAAGGUAAUGCUUUAUUGGGACAAUUGUAGAAUGGAUACAUUUUGUGUAUAUUGAUGCCAAGCAGCAGCAUUGCAAUUCCCACCCAAAAUGUUGCUUAUGAAUACAAAAUAGUGCAACCUGUCUUGUAUUACUAAUGAAGUUUAAAACAACAAAGCUCAACUUGUAUAUA
Messenger RNA from Cicer arietinum (chickpea), 2148 nucleotides. Its product is annotated as MLO-like protein 11. Lineage: Eukaryota; Viridiplantae; Streptophyta; Magnoliopsida; Fabales; Fabaceae. The record is from RefSeq and is a predicted model, not a curated record. Gene Ontology annotation, cellular component: membrane. Gene Ontology annotation, biological process: defense response.